CUGCUCUGAAAGAUUCUGAAAGACCAGAAUUCACCUAAUGCUGUGAGCCAUUGGCGUCGACAUCGUGUUUGCCAUGGCAGACCUCGAUGCGUUGAACGGCGAUCAUGCUGAUGACGCGACCUGGGUUUUGACAAGCAGCUUCGUGAUACUCACCAUGCAGAGUGGCUUCGGCAUGCUGGAGAUGGGAAGUUCAUCGAAAGGACAUGAGGUAAACAUUGUGCUGAAGAACAUUUUCGAUGUGGUUUGUGGAGCUCUGGCUUACUAUUGUGUUGGAUAUGGCAUUUCAUAUGGGUCGCCCUCCAAUCCGUUCAUGGGCACCGGCGACUAUUUCAUUGACACCAGCGACGAAGAUCGCAUAGGUUCUGGGCUGGUCCACAGCAAAUACAUUUUUCAAUUCAGUUUUGCAGCCACCUCUACAACCAUUGUCAGUGGCUGUUUGGCCAUGCGUUGUCGUCUCAUAGUGUACUGCAUCUUCUCCUUCUACGCAGUCAUCGUCUAUUCCUUCGUGGCGCAUUGGAUCUGGGAGGAGAAUGGCUGGCUGCGAGCCAUUGGAGUGCACGACUUCGCGGGAAGUGGAGCAGUCAGCCUUCUGGGUGCGAUGAAUGGUCUCUUGGGGAUCCUCUUCAUCGGCCCGCGCCUGGGCCGCUUCGACGCCCAGCGGCCGCGCACGGACUUCGAACCCUCCUCGCCUCCAACGGUCUUGUUCGGGCUCUUCAUGUUGUGGUGGGGCUGGAUUGGCUUCAACUGCGGCAGCUCCUUUGGCAUCACCAAGAGCAAGUGGCUUGUGGCCACUCGCGCAGGGGUGGCCACCAUCAACUCCACUGCAGGGGGUGGCCUAGCAGCGCUGCUCUACACCAAGGGGAAGUCCAAGGGAAAGCUGGUUCUUCCACACGAAGUGGCCAAUGGACUACUGGGAGCGCUUGUCUCCAUCACUGCCACCUGUGCAUGUGUUCAUCCACACGACGCCUUGCUGAUUGGCUUUGUGGGAUCCAUCACAGCGCUGGCGGCCAAUGACUGGCUGUUGAAGCUCCACAUCGACGACCCGGUGGGCGCCGUGGGCGUCCACGGCGCCUCCGCCGUUUGGGGCCUCCUGGCGGUCGGCCUCUUCGCAGAUGGUGAGCUGCCAGGAAUCGACGUGGAGAACGGGCUCUUCCGGGGCGGUGGUCCUCACUUGUUGGGUGUCCAGCUGUUAUGUGCACUCUGCAUUUUGGCUUGGUCUGCCCUGGCAGUGACGCCCUUCUUCUACCUCACCGGCAUCGCCUUCAGCCGCGAUUGCCGCGACCCGCGCCGGGGGCUCCGCUUCGACCCGGAGGAUGAGGUGGCGGGGAUCGACGGUGCUGAGCACUCGCGCAAAUUCGAUCAAAAGAGCUUCGAUGACGUGGAGUCCGUGGAUUCCCGCGCCUCGCGCGAGACCGAAUGACGAGUCCAGGUCCCGCGCCUCGCGCGGAGCAGCUGAAGUCCGGGCGGUUCAGCUGGAGACAGGGACCGAGUCGGACAGAGUGAAGAGAAUGAGUUGGAAGAAUUCCAGAGUGCUUGAAAGCAAGAGGAGUCCAACAGGAGUGGUUCAGAUUCAAACCUGGUAUACACUGAUUAUACACUGUUCACGUUGGAAAGAGAUGCUCGAAUUCCAUUGUGCUGCAGGAAUUUCAGCCAUAGAAGAAACACAGUUAGGUUGCAUAGGAUAGAUCGAUC
Molecule: messenger RNA, 1692 nt
Organism: Durusdinium trenchii
Lineage: Eukaryota; Dinophyceae; Suessiales; Symbiodiniaceae
Source: the annotation of a GenBank genome assembly